Molecule: messenger RNA, 3652 nt
Organism: Elaeis guineensis (African oil palm)
Lineage: Eukaryota; Viridiplantae; Streptophyta; Magnoliopsida; Arecales; Arecaceae
Source: RefSeq, a predicted model, not a curated record
AAAUAAAUUCCCAGGCCGCCGUCAACGUUCGCGGGCGCCGUCGCGACUUCCUCCACCCUCUCUCUCUCGCCAUGGCUUCAAAGUCUAGGGUUUGGGUUUCUGCUUCGCUCGCGAAGAUGGCCGUAUCGAGAAACCUUGAUCUCGAGCUAGUCUUUCGAUCAAUUUCCUCGUCUCUUUUCUCCCUCUUCCUCCUAGCUUCGUUCCCUCUCCGAUCGGAGUCUUCGUGCCGGCGAGGAUGCGACCUUGCCCUCGGCUCCUACUACAUCCCCGUCGAGUCGAAGACCAAUCUCACCUACAUCUCCUCCCUCUUUGACGAGAGCCUUGCCAACGUGAGCUUCUACAACCCCAACAUUUCCAACACGGACAGCGUCCAUACCGACUCCCGCGUCAACGUCUCCUUCCGCUGCGACCCCCUCGACGACGGCGCCUUCCUCGGUCACAUCUUCUCCUACCGGACUAGCCGUGGCGACACCUACACCAGCAUCGCCUCCUCCGUCUAUUCCAACCUCACCACCGUGCGCGCUCUUGAAUACUUCAAUUCCUACUCCGCCAAUCAGAUUCCGGACGGUGUUGAUAUCAAUGUCACGGUGAAUUGCUCCUGCGGGAAUGCGAAUGUGUCGAGGGAUUAUGGAUUGUUCGUGACGUACCCGCUUCGGCCUGGGGAUAAUCUGAGCUCUGUGGCGGCCGAGUGGAGGUUGUCGGGGCAGGAGGAUCUGCUGCAGAAGUAUAAUCAAGGUGUCAACUUUAGUGCGGGAGAGGGGAUUGUCUUUAUCCCGACGACAGAUCCAAAUGGAAGCUAUCCCCUCCUUACACUUUCGUCAUGCAAAAGCAAAAGACUGUCAGCUGGAGCCAUCGCUGGAAUUUCUGUGGCUGCACUAGUUGCUGUUCUAGUAGCAGCCAUUUGUACAUAUUUUGGGGUGUAUAGGAGAAAGAAGGGGAGGAAAGCUUCAUUGCUUCCAUCAACAUAUGAAGAUAGUGCCAUUCUACAUGGACAUGGAAGUGCAGAUGCCUCAGGUCAAACACCUCAAGAGGGCAGUGGUUCCCAGCUACCAGGAUUUGCUGUGGACAAAUCAGUUGAGUUUUCUUAUGAAGAGCUUGCUGGUGCUACUAAUGAUUUCAGCUUGAGUAGUAAAAUUGGUGAAGGUGGUUUUGGAGCUGUUUACUAUGCUGAGCUGAGGGGAGAGAAAGCUGCAAUCAAGAAGAUGGAUAUGCAAGCAUCUAAAGAAUUCCUGGCAGAACUGAAAGUUCUGACCCAUGUUCAUCACUUAAAUUUGGUGCGUUUAUUAGGCUAUUGCAUCAAGGACUCUUUAUUUCUUGUUUAUGAAUAUAUUGAGAAUGGCAAUUUAAGCCAACAUUUGCGUGGGUCAGGUAGGAAUCCACUGCCGUGGUCUGCUAGAGUGCAGAUUGCUCUUGAUUCUGCAAGGGCUUUAGAGUAUAUGCAUGAGCAGACAGUUCCACAAUAUAUACAUCGUGAUAUCAAAUCAGCAAACAUUUUGAUAGAUAAGAACUUCCGUGGAAAGGUCACCAUUGUUCCUGUCACCUGGAAGGCUGAACAUCAACACGCAUUUUAUAAUAUUUGUGUGCUUGUCAUGCAGGUUGCAGAUUUUGGGUUAACAAAACUUACUGAAUUUGGAAUUUUGCCAGAUCCUACUCGUGCUGUUGGAACAUUUGGUUACAUGCCUCCAGAGUAUGCUCAGUUAGGUGAUGUCUCUACCAAAGUGGAUGUGUAUGCAUUUGGCGUUGUCCUAUACGAACUUAUUUCAGCCAAAGCAGCUGUGGUGAGGACAGGAGAGGCAACAGAAUUUAAGGGAUUAGUUGGUCUGUUUGAGGAUGCUCUUAGCCAACCUGAUCCGAGAGAGCAUCUGCAAAAGCUGGUCGAUCCAAGGCUAGGUGACAACUAUCCAAUUGACUCCAUUCAUAAGAUGGCCCAGCUUGCAAAGGCCUGCACACAUGAGAACCCUCAACUGAGGCCAAGCAUGCGAUCCAUUGUGGUUGCAUUGAUGAUGCUAUCAUCCUCUACCGAGGAUUUGGACAUUGAUGCCUUCUACGGAAACCCAGCUCUCGUCAAUCUCGUGUCAGGAAGGUAGGUUAGUUCAUGCUUACCUUCUCUGCAUGCCAUGUUUGUGAAGGGUUGCAAGCUUUGUAAGUGGUGCAUUCACCUCAGCCUAUUACAGGAUAUCUGUCCAAAUUUAUUAGUUUCGCCAGAACCAUCAAUUGUAUCAAUUUUUAUUCAGAUAAUCCCAUGUCAUGAAAUUGCAGGGGGUUGGAAGUAUUGAAUAAAACUUUCCAAAAAGAGAAUUUGCAGAAAAAAUGUUUAAUCUCUAUGCUUCCAAAACAUUUCAUGAACAAGGGAUGCUGUGUCCAAAUGGAAUUAUUUUCACCGAAUAAUCAGUAAGCAUGCUCUUAUGAAAAAUUUUGAUGACCUACAAUAUUCCAGGCCUAGGCUUAUAUUAUUAUCAUAUUUUUUUGAUAAUUCUAAUAAAAAUAAAAUUGUUAUUAAUCAUAUUUUGCAUCAUAAUUUCUCUAAAAAUAAUUCUUGCUAUAAUAAUUACUAUAUAAUAUUAUAAUCAUAAUCGUUAUCAUAUUAUAAUUCAUAUUAAUAUAUUGUAUUAUAAUGAUUCUCACUUAUGGAAAAAAAAAUUUCAAUCCUGAAAUUUUGGCUUUAUUCUAAAAGGAUGAGAUAGCAAGCACAUGACGAAGCUAUAAAAGAAUCCAGAGGGUGUUUAGCCUGCAAUCGGAAUCAGAAUCGAAAUGAAAAUUGGAAUAGAUUAGAAUCAGAAUAGCCAAAUCCUCUAAAGCAUUUGAUUCGUGAUCAAAAUUGAAAUUGGAAUCAGAAUGAAAAUUUGAAUUCUUAGAGAAGAGUAUGGAUUGAAUUUUAGAUAGAUUGGAUCUGUCAUUUAUAGCAACGCUUUUAGUAAGGGAAUUCUCAUUUCAUCGAAUCGGAAUAGGAUUUUUUCUAACCAAAUGGUUGGAAGAAAUUAUUCAUUCUCAUUUUGAUUUCAAGCUUUAACUUCUUUCAACUAAACACCCCUCAAUGGAGAGGACACUUGUAACAACUCAAGAUCUCAUCCAAAAAGCUAGUUGAAAAGUAUUAUUUGAGUUUUUUGGCCCUGUAUAAGCAUUGGUGUGGUCUCUCUCGUAUAGAACUCACCACCUUAAAGGAAAAAAGUCUCACAUAGUCUGGGUAGCGUGUAGAAACAUGUGAAAAAUCUUUCUGUCGUGGAAAUCUUUUGAUUGCAGAAUAAGGAGAUGCGAGAGCCCGCGGGAGCCUUCUUGUGCGUAGAAAAUGAGUUUGUAAAAGACUCUACCUUUUGUCUAUAAAAGGUGGCCUAUGGAUGUGAAGAACAGAACAUAAAAAAACAAAAAAAGAGGCCGUGAGAAGGCCAUGAGCCAUCAAAAGGAGAGAGGGAGAGAGAAGAAGAGAAGCUUGGAAGAUGCUUCAUUUCAAGAAAAAAAGAUCGAAGAACGUCAAUUGGAGUUCGCUCAACUUUGGUUUAGAGUUAUUUCAUCAAAGAGGGUUCUUCUGAAGGUUUAUUUAAUGCUAGAUUUCUUCUUUUUUGUAUCAAGAGCGGUGUUUUCAAUAUGGUGUCAGAAAAAUAUUUUUUAUACUUUAAACUAUUAUUAUAAUGAAAACUCCUUGCUUUGGUCUUUA